Molecule: messenger RNA, 1789 nt
Organism: Carcharodon carcharias (great white shark)
Lineage: Eukaryota; Metazoa; Chordata; Chondrichthyes; Lamniformes; Lamnidae
Gene: fam47e
Exons: 8
Coding region: 240-1541 (433 amino acids)
Source: RefSeq, a predicted model, not a curated record
CUGCUGUCCGAUGAUAUGUGGGAUACUUGCCAGUCUCCCGAGGUUUGGUGAAGACAGAAUGCUCCAUCCGGGGUUUGCUGCCACAAUUGGGUCUCCUAGCAACCGUGUUUACUCUUGGUGCCAGGUUCUUGAUGUCUGGCUGCAGGACAGGCGGGAACUCAGGGCCGGCCAGGGAGGCACCUUCAUUUGCUGUCUGCAGUUAACCGUGACUUUUCGGAAAGCAGCACAAAUCAGCCGCUAUGGCCCAUAAGUACAACACGUUUCUUGUUGAGAAAUCCGGGUUAAGCAAAGUGCGUUCCGACAAGGAGCCUCUUCCUCAGCCGUGGUACAAAGAGAGGUUAAAGACAAAGUACCUAAGAAAGAAUCAUAACUCGCUGUCUGACGCUUUGAAUGGACAUCGAUGGCGGUUCCUGAAAAAUGGGUUGGACGAUUUUCGUGAUGGGUAUCCACCUCAGUCAGAAGAGGAUUUAGCGAUAAUACACAGUGAGAAAGGCGCUGGUCUUAGUCCUUUUCUCAAGGACGUGGCAGAAAGUUUCAGACCUGCUCAGAAUGUGUCAAAGAGGCUGACUAAAUCACAGAUAUGUUUUUCCAAGUCUUUACCAUUACAACAGACAAGGAGAGAACAGAUGGAAGAGAUUGAAUAUGGCCUGAGCCAGCACCCAUUAGCUCUUUAUCCGCAUCUGGAAGAAGGAAUACCUCCUGAGCUCUUUGAGGAAAUUGUAGGUAUUCUGGACCCUGAGAUGCUCUUGACUAGUGAGGAUAUUUGUGUAGAGGUACCUGCUGAAGUGAAGCAGAAGGUUAAGAAACUGAAAAAGAAGGCACGCAGUGCAAAAUGCUCAGAAGACAGCGAAGAGUUAAAGCAUAGAAACCCCUAUAAGUGGAUUGUAUUCAGAGGGACACAGAAAGAAGACCAGAAAACCAAACUAAAAUGGGACACACCACCACAACAAGAUGAGGAAAUAAAACAAAUAACAAAGGAAUUUUGUGACUGGGUUGCUUCUCUGGGUGGAGAGAACAACAAUAUAGAAGAGUCUAUGAUCAUGAGCCUUUUUGCCAGUGAUUAUGAAAUGAAUACUGCCCUUACUAUACCUAUCCAAGUGAUGCAGCUGACCAACAUUCCUCGAGAGUUAAGGAUGAUCGUGGGAAUCCCUCCGCCACGACCUUCAGUUAAGACCCGCAAAACCACUGACUUGCAGGAAUCCAACCACUCAAAUGGGUAUAAAUAUAUAUAUGGAGCGUGGUAUUUGGACCCAAAGACAUGGACGAAAAGAAGAGCUGAUGAACCUCUGUUAGCUCCCGAAUCUGUGGCUCAGCAAAACAAAUCGCGUUUACCUGAAGGAGCUGAAGAGAAGGAUGAAGAAAUAAAAAGGCUUCAUGCAACAACAUCUUUCAUGAAAUACACCAAGGCUAAAGGACACAGGAGACCACAGUUCCUGGGGAAACAAUUUGCCACAGUUGAUGAUGAAGUGGAAAAGCAAAAUAACAAAUUGGAACAGAAAAUACUUAAUUCUUCAGUGCAAAUUGGAUACAUCAUUAAUUAACAAGUAAUCUCAACUGUAUCAUUUUAUCACUGUUUAUAUGUGAUUAUGAUUUCCCUUACAAAUAUUAGUAUCUACUUUGGCUUUAGUUUAUACUUAAGCAGCAUUUUUUACAAAUAUAUACCAAAAAGUGUAAAAAUAUUUGUGUUCUUUCAAGGAUUGUCAAAUACUGUGUCAAGUAAUUAUGUGAACAAAACACACAAUUGAAUCCAAUAAAUGGGCAAGUUCUUAGAUAUGUUGCCUAAACUGUG